AGCCUCAUUCGCAGACUCUCGUUUCCAGCCAAAAAAACUCAAAAUGGUUGCUUCAGCCGCCGCACGACCCCUCAUCUCCGUCCAAGGACUUGACGGUGACAUGAGCACCGAUCAAUCCACCACCGUCACUUUACCCGACGUCAUGACUGCUCCCGUUCGACCAGACAUCGUCAACUUCGUCCACGCCCAGAUGUCCAACAACAGCCGUCAGCCUUACGCAGUCUCCAAAAAGGCUGGUCACCAGACCUCCGCCGAGUCUUGGGGAACUGGAAGAGCCGUGUCCCGUAUCCCUCGUGUUCCCGGUGGUGGAACUCACCGUGCCGGUCAAGCCGCGUUCGGUAACAUGUGUCGUGGUGGUCGCAUGUUUGCUCCGACUAAGAUCUGGAGACGCUGGCACCGUCGCAUCAAUGUCAACAUGAAGAGGCACGCGAUUGUUUCUGCUAUCGCCGCUACAGCUGUUCCUGCUCUUGUGAUGGCUCGUGGUCACAAGAUCGAGAAUGUUCCUGAGAUGCCUCUUGUUGUAAGUGACUCAGCUGAAGCCGUGGAGAAGACUUCGGCUGCGAUCAAGGUUUUGAAGCAGAUCGGUGCUUAUGACGACGCCGAGAAAGCUAAGAACAGUAUCGGAAUCCGUCCUGGUAAAGGUAAAAUGAGGAACCGUCGUUACAUUUCUAGGAAAGGUCCUCUUGUAGUGUAUGGAACCGAAGGAUCAAAGAUUGUGAAAGCUUUUAGGAAUCUUCCUGGUGUUGAGCUUUGUCACGUUGAGAGGCUUAACUUGUUGAAAUUAGCUCCUGGUGGUCACUUAGGUAGGUUUGUGAUUUGGACUAAGUCAGCUUUUGAGAAGCUUGAGUCUAUCUAUGGCUCGUUUGAGAAGCCAUCUGAGAAGAAGAAGGGUUACGUCUUGCCUCGUUCGAAGAUGGUGAAUGCUGAUCUUGCUAGGAUUAUUAACUCUGAUGAGGUACAGAGUGUGGUGAACCCGAUUAAGAAGGAUGCUAAGAGAGCUGUUCUUAAGAAGAACCCAUUGAAGAACCUUAAUGUGAUGCUCAAGUUGAAUCCUUAUGCUAAGACUGCUAAGAGGAUGUCUCUGUUGGCUGAAGCUCAAAGGGUUAAGUCUAAGAAGGAGAAGCUCGAGAAGAAGAGAAAGGUCGUCACUAAGGAGGAGGCACAAGCUAUCAAAGCAGCAGGCAAGGCUUGGUACCAGACUAUGAUCUCAGACAGUGACUACACCGAGUUUGAUAACUUCACCAAGUGGCUCGGUGCUAGUCAGUAAUAAUGCUUUCUUCAUCGCAGUUUCUUUCAUAUUUAGGCAAAGAUUUUGGUUAUCUGUUUUAUUAUCUGCGUUUGUCUUGGACUUUUCUGGGAUUUACUUUCGUGAGGUAUUAUGUUGUUGAGUUGGUAAGAGUAUUUUUAAGAACUAUGAACAUGUUUUUCAAACUCUUUUCAAUCUUC
Molecule: messenger RNA, 1446 nt
Organism: Camelina sativa (false flax)
Lineage: Eukaryota; Viridiplantae; Streptophyta; Magnoliopsida; Brassicales; Brassicaceae
Product: large ribosomal subunit protein uL4y
Biological process (GO): translation
Cellular component (GO): ribosome
Molecular function (GO): structural constituent of ribosome
Source: RefSeq, a predicted model, not a curated record